Molecule: messenger RNA, 2437 nt
Organism: Neodiprion virginianus
Lineage: Eukaryota; Metazoa; Arthropoda; Insecta; Hymenoptera; Diprionidae
Product: sialin-like
Exons: 3
Coding region: 118-1611 (497 amino acids)
Biological process (GO): monoatomic anion transport; transmembrane transport
Cellular component (GO): membrane
Molecular function (GO): transmembrane transporter activity
Source: RefSeq, a predicted model, not a curated record
UCUUAACUUUCCAAGCCCUAUCCGCCUUCAACUCAAAUUUUCCAUUAUUUCUUAUCAAACUUAGCAGAUCAUUUUCGAGUUAAUUAUUUCCACACAAUCGCUAUUCUUUUUUCAACGAUGCUGUCGUUUUGGAGGAAAUUUAAUAGUAAAUUACCUCAGCGAUGGAUAAUGGCAGUGAUGGCAUGCUUGGCCCUAACGAACGCGUACACAAUGAGAAUAAGCUUGUCACUGGCGAUAACGGAUAUGGUCGCAAGCAAGGAAUCAUCGUCAAACGAUACAAGUUCAGACGAUACUUGCCCAUCGACUGAUUCUACCUCGUCGAGCACCAGCACAGGCGGCACUUACGAAUGGGACGAAUACACGCAGGGAGUGAUCCUGUCGAGUUUCUUCUGGGGCUACAUAGUGACCCAAAUACCGGGCGGAAUCCUGGCGGACAAAUUCGGCGGCAAAUACACCCUUGGUCUCGGAAUCCUGUCUACAGCGAUAUUCACCCUUCUUACACCGUUGGUGGUCGAGAAAUUCGACUCAACGGGUCUGAUAGUCCUGCGAGUCCUUAUGGGAUUCGGUGAAGGAACGACAUUCCCAGCGUUGAAUGCGCUGAUAGCACAAUGGUCACCGCCACAGGAAAGAUCGAAGAUCGGAACGCUCGUGAUGACGGGAACGCAGGUCGGAACCAUACUUGGAAACGCGGUUACCGGUGUCCUGAUAGAGUACUCGUCGAUAGGGUGGCCGAUCGUCUUCUACGUUUACGGUGGCGUAAGCGUCCUGUGGUUCAUAGUCUGGACACUGGUUUGUUUCAGCGGUCCGGAGACCCAUCCCUUCAUAAGCGAUACCGAAAGAAAGUACAUCAUGGACUCGAUGAACGAGCAAACGCGAAAGCAAACUAGAUCGAUACCUUGGCGCCACAUGGCAACCUCGACUCCGCUCUGGGCCCUACUAGUGGGUAAGUUCGGCCACGACUGGGGAUUCUUCACGAUGGUUACCGACCUCCCACUCUACAUGAGCAACGUCCUAAAGUUCUCCAUAACCUCGAACGGACUCCUAACCGCUAUACCCUACGUGGCGAUGUGGAUCCUGAGCAAUAUAUCCUCCGUCUAUGCCGACUGGCUUAUAAAACGUGGCAAGAUGUCGACCACCAACGUCCGCAAGGCCUUCACCACUGUUGGUUCGGUCGGACCGGCGAUUUUCCUCGUAGCCGCGUCGUACGCCGGAUGCGAUCGCGUCGUCGUCGUCGUACUCUUCGUAAUUGGAAUGGGACUGAUGGGGCCGUUUUAUCCAGGCCUUAUGGUCAACGGCGUUGACCUCAGUCCCAACUACUCCGGGACCAUGAUGGCCAUGAUGACCGCGGUCGGUGCCGUAGACGGUAUGCUGGCGCCCUACUUGAUCGGCAUACUCACCCCCAAUCAGACGCUGGUCGAGUGGAGAACCGUAUUCUGGAUCACCUUCGUCGUGCUCUUGGUUGCCAACCUGGUCGUACUGAUCUGGGUUGACGGUGAGGUCCAGUACUGGAAUGACCUUGGAAACCACCAGAGCCAAGGUCGCAAGGACCUUGAGAAAAAAUUCAAGCCCAGUGAAAGCAGCGGGGAUCCGGAGAGCAAGGCAGUCACGUAGAGAAUCUUGUGUGAAAUCUUCACAGAUAUCCAAAAAUCGUCUCCACGUGAAACGAUUCGUUUUUAAGGUCCAUUGGAACAAAUUUCUUGAGCUGUCACUUCGUGCUUCGCACAUUGGUCUUUGUCCAAUUCUGGAUUACGAUGUGGCAAAACGUUCCACCGGCAUCUAUCAUCGUCCGUAAGGUGAAAGGCACUUUUGAUUUUUGUUCUAAAAUUUCAAAUGCUGUCUUCGGAUAUACGACAAAAAUUGCAGACCCUGUUCGAGGAGGUGAUUGUUAUUUAUUUUUUUUUAAAUUUUUUGUCACGUGAAAACGGCCAGUGAUCAAUUCCAUAAGUCACGGACUUCAAGUUUGAUUUUGUUGUUCGGAUUAAUCCAGAAAAAUAUCGCAAUCUUAAACAGUGUCACGAAGAUGGAAAGUGAUCGUUUUGCGUUUGGAAAAAUCUCAUUGCUUUCGUACAAACUGUGUAUUUAUUGUAAGAUAUACUUUGCGAUAGAGUUGGUUAACACGUUAUGAGAAGCUCUUCGAUAUCGAAUGUACACAUUUUCGUCGAUCCCUAACGUCCAAUACACCAGAUACGAAAAUGAACGCACUCCGCUGCGUUCGAAAUUAUAUCAAGAUUGUGUGUAUUUUAAUUCCUUAUUCUCUUUGUCACAUCAGCGAAUCUACCGAAGAAUGUCAUUGAAAUUCUGCAGAGAUUUCAUAUUCAGGUUAAAAUGUUCACGCUACGUACAUUCGGAAGAUAGUGUAUCUUCGUACGCGUGUUUAAUCGUAUAAAAAAAAAUAAAAAAAAACAAUUCAACGAUAACAAGAAUCGGUCGCAAAACA